AUGGCAAAUUUUUUACCCUCUGCUGUACUGGACCUACUGGACCCUUCCCUUCAGUAUAUUGUAAAGAGUACAAUUUUGUAUCCACCAUACCACUUGCUGGCAUUUUGGGACAUCAAUAUAAAGGAUAAUGACAAUUUACUAUCUUUACUUCAAAUGAUAGUUGGUGAUCAAGAGAAUGGAGCCAAUAUUGCUUCACUGUUAGAUCAGGUUUUUCAAUAUGGCUGUCCACUCUGGUCAACCUAUCUGGAUUCUUCAACAGCAGUUGACCCUGUUUCAUCAUUAAUUGAUAUUGGUACUGCAAAGCUCCUAGGAGGAAUCAAUCUGCAAAGGGCCAUGAAAAACUCCUUGGAAACUUCUAGUGUUAUUGCCCUAUUACUAUGGGGU
Molecule: messenger RNA, 384 nt
Organism: Paraglomus brasilianum
Lineage: Eukaryota; Fungi; Glomeromycota; Glomeromycetes; Paraglomerales; Paraglomeraceae
Source: the annotation of a GenBank genome assembly